AUGUGCGCGAAGCAGGGUCAAUGGCGACAUGUCGACACUUGUGCCAAUCCUGCUGACAUCGCAUCCAGAGGCGCGAAAGGCUCCGAAUUACACAAGUUGGAGCGAUGGCUCAACGGCCCGAAGUUUCUGUGGAUGGAAGAGGAAAAGUGGCCCGAACAACCGUCCCAGCUGCCGGAAUUGCCUCUGGAUGACACUGAAUGUAGGAAAUGCCCUGGUCGUGCGAAUGUCAUCGUCCGUGGUAAAAAUUUGGAACCGCUGCUGUCCCGCUUCUCAUCCUGGGACCGUCUUAGAAAUGCCAUAGCCUGGUUAGAACCUUUCAAGAAGUAUUUGGUUGGCCUCCUUAUCAAGGAUCCAGACAGCAUUCCCAAGGGACCCCUGACUGUGAGUGAAGUUAUUGCUGCAGAGAGUGUCAUCAUCAAAGCUGUCCAGCACGAAGCAUUUCCAGCGGAGCUGGCAGUGGUAGGCCAGAGAGCGUCUGGGAACCGGAAGAAGAGCGUACUUUUGUACUUGUCAGGGUUAACUCACAUAUUCCUAUGUAGUCUCUUAAAGUGUUCCUAG
Messenger RNA from Stylophora pistillata, 558 nucleotides. RefSeq lists its product as uncharacterized. The record is from RefSeq and is a predicted model, not a curated record. NCBI's taxonomy places the organism in Eukaryota, Metazoa, Cnidaria, Anthozoa, Scleractinia, Pocilloporidae.